Molecule: messenger RNA, 882 nt
Organism: Lasiodiplodia theobromae
Lineage: Eukaryota; Fungi; Ascomycota; Dothideomycetes; Botryosphaeriales; Botryosphaeriaceae
Product: Cytochrome c heme lyase
Exons: 1
Coding region: 1-882 (293 amino acids)
Biological process (GO): cytochrome c-heme linkage
Cellular component (GO): mitochondrion
Molecular function (GO): holocytochrome-c synthase activity
Source: RefSeq, a predicted model, not a curated record
AUGCACCAGAAAGGUGCCGCACCGCCCGCACCACCGAAGCCUUCGGCUGCCCCCACGGGUGCAUGUCCUUACGUCCCGCCGGAGAAGAAGGACGACAGCGCUCCAGCGCAUCCUAAGUCCGGGCUGCUCGAGAAGCUCAACCCGCUCAACUUCAUGCCAUCGAAUCUGUCGCAAGAGCGCGCAGCUCACCAGACUGUCGACCUCCCGACCGACCGCGAAGCUUCGUCGAUUCCCCGCGGCGACGGAGGAGGCAACUGGGAGUACCCCAGCCCGCAGCAGAUGUACAAUGCAAUGCUGCGCAAAGGAUAUACGGACACGCCGCAGGAUGCGGUCGAGAGUAUGGUUGCGGUGCACAACUUCCUGAACGAGGGGGCGUGGGCCGAGAUCCUGGAGUGGGAACGUCGCUUCUCCAAGGGCAUUCUGCAUGGGUGGAAGGCGAGCGCGCAGGGCGAGGAGGGCAGCUUGGCGGGAGAGCUACUUGAGAGCUGGCCCGACAAGGAGGUGCAGCCGCCGCAGUUGACAAGGUUCAUGGGCAGGCCCGGGGAACUGACUCCCAAGGCGCGAAUGAUGCAGUUCUUGGGUCAGGUCUGGCCGAGUCAAUUCAACGCGGAGCCACCAUUCGAUAGGCACGAUUGGUUUGUGCAGAGGAACCUGCCUAAUGGCGAGACUGUGGAGAGGAGGUACGUGAUUGACUACUAUGAGGGAGAGCCAGAGCACGGCAUGCCUGUCUUCUUCCUCGAUGUCAGGCCGGCAAUCGACACUCCCAGUCAAGCGGCGGAGAGAGCGGUGCGCUGGGGCCGUGACGUCUGGUGGAGGGCUGUAGGCGGCAAUAUCAGGGAGCAGCUCCAGGCUCAGCAGGCUGCUGAGGCCGCCAGGAGGUGA